AUGGCCUUCACAAACAGCAGCAGUGAUAACAGCAGCACCACCACCAAUAAAAGCAGUAGUGAUAGCAGCAUGGCAACCACCAACAGCAGCAGUGAUAGCAGCAGCCCUACUACCAAUAUUAGCAGCAGCAAUAGCAGCAGCACUAUCACUAAUAGCAGCAGCAGCGAUAGUAGCAGGGCUUUCACCAACAGCAGCAGCGAUCGCAGCAGUGCUACCACCACAGCAGAAGCAGUGCCAUCAGUAAAAGCAGUGACAGCAGCAGCGCCUUCAUCAAUAGUAGCAGCAGCGAUAGUGGCAGGGCCAUCACCAACAGUUGCAGUGGUUAUAGCAGUGCUACCACCAACAUCAGUAGCUGUGCCUUUAGCAGCAGUGGCAGUGAUUGCAGCAGCGCUACUACCAAUAGUAGCAGCAAUAGCAGCAUCACCAUCCGCAAUAGUAGCAGAAGCAGUGCUACCACCAACACUAGCAGCAAACAGCAGCAGCACCACCAGCGACGCCAAAAUCGGUCUAGCCUACCUACUAGAGUGA
Molecule: messenger RNA, 528 nt
Organism: Copidosoma floridanum
Lineage: Eukaryota; Metazoa; Arthropoda; Insecta; Hymenoptera; Encyrtidae
Product: osteocalcin 2-like
Source: RefSeq, a predicted model, not a curated record